Lizanozyma spartinae is the source of this 348-nucleotide messenger RNA. It is a transcript of the gene RPP2A, whose product is annotated as ribosomal protein P2 alpha. Gene Ontology annotation, biological process: cytoplasmic translational elongation. Bases 1 to 348 code for a protein of 115 amino acids. The record is from RefSeq and is a predicted model, not a curated record. Lineage: Eukaryota; Fungi; Ascomycota; Pichiomycetes; Serinales; Debaryomycetaceae. The transcript has 2 exons. Gene Ontology annotation, cellular component: cytosolic large ribosomal subunit; ribosome. Gene Ontology annotation, molecular function: structural constituent of ribosome.
AUGUUUGGCGAGAUAUACAACGUGAAAUACUUAGCUGCUUACUUAUUAUUGGUCAACGCCGGUAACGCCAGCCCAUCCGCUGCCGACAUCAAGGCUGUCUUGGAAUCUGUCUCCAUUGAAGUUGAAGAAGACAAGAUCUCCAAGUUGUUGGAAGAAGUUGAAGGUAAGAGCGUUGAAGAAUUGAUUGCUGAAGGUACCGAAAAGUUGUCCUCUGUCCCAACUGGUGGUCCAGCUGCUGCUGCCGGUGGUGCCUCUACUGGUGCUGCAACUGAAGAAGCUGCCGAAGAAGCCGCCGAAGAAGCUGCUGAAGAAUCUGACGACGACAUGGGUUUCGGUUUGUUCGACUAA